Trichoplusia ni (cabbage looper) is the source of this 2165-nucleotide messenger RNA. RefSeq names its product peroxidase-like. Lineage: Eukaryota; Metazoa; Arthropoda; Insecta; Lepidoptera; Noctuidae. Gene Ontology annotation, biological process: response to oxidative stress. Bases 124 to 2004 code for a protein of 626 amino acids. The transcript has 12 exons. Gene Ontology annotation, molecular function: peroxidase activity; heme binding. The record is from RefSeq and is a predicted model, not a curated record.
UCAGUAACCUCGUCGCUAAUGACAUUUACCAUCGUAUCGCGAUCAUAAACCAGUUAAUGUUAUAUCACUUUGAAGUCAAACUGAUUAUUUUCGUGAAGCGUUUCGCUUGGUCCAUACGUCAGUAUGUUGCCUCUGUUGCUGUUUUUGUUGAGUGGUGCUAAUGCUGCGUUGUUCUAUGACUCGUAUCAUGGAGUACCGAUAACGAUUGAUGAAGUGAAGCGGCACGAUAAAACGAAUACGACUUUUUGGUGUGUGAACGAAGUGGAACCAUGUCACCCGUUGGAAGGCAGGCGCGUCGAUGGCUCGUGCAACAACCUCCGGUUCCCAUCCAGGGGAGCGAGCCAUACACCCUUCACAAGAGUAUUGCCACCUAUUUAUGACAAAGAUUUUGAGCCAAAGAAAUCAGCAUCAGGUAACGAGCUGCCCCUCGCCCGGUAUCUAAGAACUCGUCUGAUAUCUGUUGGAAGGAUUCCUAGCCAAGUGUUCACUCAGCUCGCUAUACAUUUCUUCGUAUUUAUGUCAGCUGAUGUAGUCUCCUUGCAUGAUACAAUUAAUUAUAUUGCUUGGAGGCCAUACUGCUGCGCAGAGAAAGGCAAAAACGACUCUUAUUGCGUCCCGAAUAAAAUACCUCAUGACGAUCCGGUUCAUCGCUUCUCUGGUCACAAUUGCUUAAACAUGACCAGACCAGAGUCUUUCCAGAGCAUUGGAUGUAUACCUAAGGGUACUACGCCUGACAGAAUUGUAUCAUCAACUCCUCUCCUGGACUUAUCGACGAUAUACGGAAACUUCUUGAAAAGUCUUAAUGAAAAAGGGAGACUUUUUGAAAAAGGAUUAUUGAAGUUCGAAGUGGAAAACGGCAGGAUCUGGCCUCCCAGUGUCAAGACAAAAGCUAGCGUGUGCUUUUUGAACCAACUUCCACAUGAAACAAGGUGCCAUAAUAUGCCCGAAGAUGGCGGCAACACAUUAGGUAGUAUCAAUCUAAUGGCUGUCUGGUUCUGGAGGAACCACAACUUCAUAGCCACUGAGCUCCUGAAGGUGAACCCUUGUUGGGAUGAUGAACGGCUCUUCACCACGGCUAGAGAUAUCAACAUCGCUAUAUCCCUGCAGAUCUAUUAUUACGAGCUUAUGCCUAUAUUCUUGGGCUAUGAAAACUUGCUUAAAGAUAGAGUUAUCAUCCCAACUGGUGGCUUCAGGGACAUCUACAAUGAAAACGUUUUACCACAACUGUCUCUCGAAUACCCAUUCGUUUUGAGAUGGGUGCACACUAUUCAAGAAGGCGCUUUAAAAAUGUACGAUAAGGAUGGUUAUUAUUUAAGACAAUAUCCGAUAGUGAAUCUGACAUUAAGAACUGGAUUCUUCGCCGUCGAUGACAAUAUAGACUACAUAACACAGGGAAGUUUUAGACAGGGAAGCGCUCAUAUUGACUAUGUUGCUGAUCCUGAUAUUACAGAGCAAGGUAUGGGUCCUCAUCAAAAGGUAUCUGAUUUGAUGACAAACGACUUGGCAAAGAACCGCUACUUCGGCUUCCAGCCUUACGUCAAAUACAGGGAGGCGUGCUUCGGUACAACCAUUAAUAAAUUCGAAGAUCUAAAAGGAUUCAUUGACCCGGAGAGAGUAGAAAUCCUAAAAGACGUAUACGAAAGCGUAGAAGACAUCGAUCUUAUGGCGGGCAUUUGGGUAGAGAGGCCUAUAAAAGGAGGGUCUGUUCCUCCCACCUUCUACUGCCUGGUGAUCGAUCAGCUCAGACGCAAUGUGGUCUCCGAUAGACAUUGGUAUGAGAGACCUAACAGACCCAAUGCGUUUACUGCACAUCAACUUGCUGAAUUAAGAAAAAUGACGAUAGCCAGAAUCCUCUGCAAUGUUGGUGAUACCGUGACGCAAAUACAGCCUCACGCGUUCCUAAAAGCUGGGUUCAAGAAUCCAAUUGCGAGUUGCCAUCUUAUACCUGAUAUUAAUUAUGGAGCUUGGAAGGACCUUAACUGUCAAAAUUCACAUUGGCAAUAACUUAUAUCAAAUGGACAAGGAAAAUUCCAUUUCAAUUAACAAAAAAUAUUUUUCAUGACAAUAAUAAUAAUAUAAAUAGACAUUUUUGUAAAUUUAAUUUUCGCGACAAAUAUAGCCAGGCAUCUGGUUUAAUACUGUCAUAUUAGAAACAUAAAAUAUGU